GAGGAAGAGUGUGCUGCGAGGGUUUUUCAACUCUCCACCAACAAACACCAAGAGGGGACGGGACAUAUAGCAAAAAGGAAAAUGAUUAUUCCAAUUCGUUGUUUUUCUUGUGGAAAGGUUAUUGGCGAUAAAUGGGACAGCUAUCUUACCCUUCUUCAGGAGGACAAUACUGAAGGUGAAGCCUUGGACAAGUUGGGCUUGCAGCGCUACUGCUGUAGACGUAUGAUUCUUACUCACGUCGAUUUGAUUGAAAAAUUACUUUGUUACAAUCCUCUUUCGAAGCAAAAGAAUAUGUAAAUUCCACAUAUUAAAUAAAACGAUUAUACCAAGGAAAAUGAGAAUUUUUUUUGGAUAUGUGAGAAUAUAGUCAUAACUUGAAUCAGAGGCUAUGAUAAAUGUCUUUGCUUAUGGCUUAUCUUAUUUUCGAUGCAGUUUCUUUGAGCUAUGAGAACUGUUUUUCAUGGGUACAUGGAAAACCGAGAGCUGUUGCUGUUUAAUCGCAGGAUUAAAUUUGGACGUUUCCGGAAGUUGGAUUUUUCAUGUUUAUUUUAUUUUAGUCUUAUAAUUCGCAUAUAGAAUGUUUGGGUAAUCCAAUUGGAUUGAUUUUUGGUUAUUUGGUAACUUCAGUACAUAUUUAGCAGGAUGCAAUUUAUUUGUAAUCCGUUUCCAAAUCAUGUAUACUAUGUUUCCAGUCGUAAAAGAGCCUUAGGUCUAUUAUAUAGUUUCAUAAUCAGC
This is a messenger RNA of Schizosaccharomyces octosporus yFS286, 735 nucleotides long. Its product is annotated as DNA-directed RNA polymerase I. The record is from RefSeq and is a predicted model, not a curated record. NCBI's taxonomy places the organism in Eukaryota, Fungi, Ascomycota, Schizosaccharomycetes, Schizosaccharomycetales, Schizosaccharomycetaceae. Gene Ontology annotation, cellular component: RNA polymerase I complex; RNA polymerase III complex; RNA polymerase II, core complex. The transcript is spliced from 3 exons. Bases 82 to 297 code for a protein of 71 amino acids. Gene Ontology annotation, biological process: transcription by RNA polymerase I; transcription by RNA polymerase II; tRNA transcription by RNA polymerase III. Gene Ontology annotation, molecular function: zinc ion binding; DNA binding; DNA-directed RNA polymerase activity.